AUGAACAAGCCGGUGAACGCAGCAAGCAGUGUCCCUCCUGUCCUGUUCCUGGUGAUAGCCAACAUCUCCAAGCGCUGCAACAUUCGCUCUCUCAUCGCGUCGGCGGUGGCCUUUCAAGCAGAAAUUCUCAUUGUCGGCCAGCCGAAGUUCUCCAUCGAGACGCACGCUCCGAGAGGCCUCCCCCCCGGGAUAACCUUCACGAGGUUUUCGGACCUGCCGUCGUGCCGGGACUACGUGCACUCGAGAGGGGGCACGCUGAUUGGCGUCGAGAUCGGGGGGGGUGCGAGGAACAUCGACGAGGAACCAUUCCUGGGAACGUGCGCGUUCAUGCCCGGAAACGAGGCAAGUAUUAGUUAG
Messenger RNA from Ectocarpus siliculosus, 357 nucleotides. The record is from the annotation of a GenBank genome assembly. NCBI's taxonomy places the organism in Eukaryota, Phaeophyceae, Ectocarpales, Ectocarpaceae.